This is a messenger RNA of Solea solea (common sole), 8949 nucleotides long. It is a transcript of the gene peak1, whose product is annotated as pseudopodium-enriched atypical kinase 1. The record is from RefSeq and is a predicted model, not a curated record. Bases 516 to 6272 code for a protein of 1918 amino acids. Gene Ontology annotation, molecular function: protein kinase activity; ATP binding. Gene Ontology annotation, biological process: protein phosphorylation. The transcript has 7 exons. NCBI's taxonomy places the organism in Eukaryota, Metazoa, Chordata, Actinopteri, Pleuronectiformes, Soleidae.
GAGAGGGAGAGAGCGAGAGAGAGGGAGGGAGAGGAGCCGCGAGCGAAAAAAAAAGCUCAGGCACUGGCGAGAGAGCUGGGCUUCACACACUCGGAUUUUCUUUAUCACUGCCGAGGACGACGUUGACAAAAACCGGGAUACAUGCCUGCCAGGAAGUGGUACGACCGAGCGGGCGUCAGUGGGUGUCUGUAAAGGAAGGCUGGCUGAAAUGUUACGAUGCCCUGUGACUUGAUGUGAAUCAGCGAGUUUUGGUCCUUUCAGACAAAUAAAACUGGGAGCAGCAUAGUCUGGUAGGUUCCAGCAGUAGGUUUUUCUCUGCUUCACAAGCUUGGACUCCAUGGCUGCUCCUGCUGCUGCUGCUGCUGCUGCUUGAUUCAUUGGUGUCCAUUCACAUCUGAGGCUGAAGUGUUUACUCAUCAUCACUGCUGUACGACAAUCAGUUCCUGUCGUCUUAAGCUUCAUGGCGGGGUUUCCUGUCCAUUGACACAAUACGCUGCCUUACUGGACCAGCAACCAUGUCCGCCUGCAGCACGUUCACUGAACACGUAUGGAAACCAGGCGAGUGCAAGAACUGCUUUAAACCUAAAAGUCUGCACUGUCUGGCACAGAGUGGUGGAGGGAAGCCUCCAUCUGAGCAAAAGCUUCCAACAAUUCAACAACACCAUCCGCUCACUGCCGGAGCUAGAACCAACCCUAACCUUACCAACAAUUCCCAAAGGGCUGGUAUUGGGUCAGUCCGCUCAGGAAACUUCCGUCCACCAGUAGCUAAGAAGCCUACCAUUGCUGUUAAGCCUACUAUGAUGCUGCCCUGUUCCUCUGCAGGGCUGGAUUCAGAUGGCAACCUGCAACAGCCUCCAAACGUAAUAGAACAGAGCAAAGAAUCUGCCUUCACUGUGUGGAAUCGCAAUGGACUUAACCACAAGAGGCCUAGUGGGCUUGGCAACAACAAUGAAGGAGAGGAUGGCACAGAGGAGAUUGAGGGCUAUGGACAAUUUAGUCCAAGGACCCCUAGUGGAAAUAACAACAAUAGCGGACUGACUGAUGUAUUAAAAGAGAUUGCUGGGUUAGGACCUUGCUUCAGUCCCACACCCCUUUCAUGUUCAAAGGACACGUUUUGGGGACGAAUCAACAGUUCAUACCAACGGUCCUUGGAAAGAGGCCUUCCAGCCUCCAGCUGCUUGGCCCUAGGAAGCAGCAGUAGUGGCGGUGGUGGUACUGCUCAAAAACGGGUAUCUCUCAGCGAUAGCACUGAGGUCAUCAGCACAGAGGGAGGUCGUUUUUGCUAUCCAGAGUUUUCUAGUGAAGGAGAAGAUGAUGAUGAGGAGGAAGAUACAGAAAGGGAUGAUAAUGAGCAUGAAAGCUGGGAUGAAAGUGAUGAAGAGUUACUAGCUAUGGAGAUCCGAAUGCGAGGCCAACCACGAUUUGCAAAUUUCCGCGCUGCCACAUUGUCUCCAGUGCCCUUUGCUGCGGGGAAAAAGUGGAAUACUGUUCCACUUCGCAACCGCUCACUACAGCGGAUAUGUGCAGUGGACUAUGAUGAUAGCUAUGAUGAGAUCUUAAAUGGAUACCCUUCCAUGGGUUCCAGUGGAAUUCUACUUCCUUAUGGCUCUGAUAACAUGCAUGGCAGUGGUUUUCUAUCAAAUUCAGAGUCCACUACUUCUCCAGAAUCAUCGUCAUCACAACCAGAGGAUUCUCGAACAACUUCCAGUAAUGGGAGCAGUGCCCCCUUUGCUUUUCAAAAUGCCUUGCAUUCUCCCACUUCACCUAAGGCACCUGUAUCCAUUGCUUCUCCUUCAAAAAGGGAGCCUGUUCACAGAGCACUGAGUCCUCUGAGGGUGACUGAAACACACAAGGCUGUCUUAGCUAUUAGACUGGAAGAUCAGGAAGGCAGAGAAGGCAUGCCAAUGCCCCAGGCUCUUCCAGGUCAACCAGUGACAAUCAGUUUUAGCCCCACAGAGGAGCAAGCGAAACCAUACCGUGUAGUGAAUUUGGAGAAAUCACUUAUCUGUAAGCCCUAUACUGUGGUGGAUGUGUCAGCAUCUAUGGCUAACAAAGAUGAACAUAUUCUAGAUUCUGCCUCAAAAACCAAAAACCUGUCAAUGCCUUCCAGCCCCACAUCAUUCUGUAGCACUCCUUUAGGUCAGCCGCUGUCUCCAGCCUCUCUCAUUUCUCCAUCUUCUGUGAAGCCAACAUUACCCACAUCUGUUGCUUUGCCAGGAAACUCCCGAAAGAAAUCAGGGAGUAUGCGUUACCAAGAAGUAUGGACAUCAAGCACAAGCCCUCGCCAAAAGAUAGCUAAAGUGGAUAGUGGGGUUGGUAGUACACCUGGCCCCUCUAUAUCUACUCAACAUUGUUACCACAAGUCAGCUCCUACUUCUCCUGUUGCUGGGUUGUCUUCUUCUCGAACUGUACCUGUGAAAUCACCUAACUUAUCAGAAAUCAAAUUCAACAGUUUUAAUAAUGCAGGCAUGCCCCCUUUUCCUAUUAUUAUUCGAGAUGAGCCAACUUAUGCCCGCAGCUCCAAAAAUGCAGUCAAAGUACCCAUUGUGAUCAAUCCAAGUGCAUAUGACAACUUAGCAGUGUACAAGAGCUUUUUGGGACUCAGUGGGGAACUACCACAGCCAAAAGGUGUAGGUAAUAGGGUAGCUAGCCAUACAUAUGAAGAGAUUGGAUCCUCCGAGAGUGUCCUGUCCACCUCAACAGAUAAAGCAAUCUCUGGUAGAGGCACAUCAGAGAGAGUCUCUUUUGAAGAAACAAAAUCUCCACUUGAAGCAGCAUCGAAAGCACCAUAUUUACAAUCUAAAACCACUACAGACUGUAGCACUGUGACAAGUACUGUGAUAAGCUCCAAAGUUGGGGCCCUCUCUCCCACUACAACACAUCCCUCUGCCGUUCUUGCCAUUACUGCAAACCAACCUAAACCAAGCCCCACAGCCAAUGCUGUCACACGCACUUGCAAGACAAGUGGAGAUGCCUCCUGCAAUAAAGAUCAUGAUACAGGCUUAGUUCUGUCUUCUGUGCCAGUGGUAAGUCAUAGGGAGGAGGCCAGUGCUGUGCUUUCACAGAUUGUGGCCUCCAUCCAGCCUCCCCAAUCUCCUCCUGAGUCACCGUCAGCACAAACCAAAAACGUAACUUCUGAGGAACUGUAUGCCCUCCCACCUGAUGCCAUGAAGGAGACUCUCAGCAGGCCCAAGUCAAUUUUUUCAGCAACAGAUGGUUGUCUUUCCAAACCCAAAAUUGACACGCCUUCAAAGGUUUUGUCUAAAUCCCAGAGUGCCUCCGCUGCUGUCCCGCUCUCCAGUCCCCGCUCAGAGCCCAGUGCCCCCUUCCCCCCUCCUAGGUCUACAUCUUCUCCAUACCAUGCUUCUAAUAUCCUCCAAAGACAUUUUAGCAACUGGACCAAGAGCUCUGCCUCCAGUUCUCCUGUACGAACUAAUGAAGGUGAAAGAAGUCCAGGUGGAGAUGGUAGACGUGUUUUGUCAGAGAGCUCCAAACCUAAACGCUGGAUUUCCUUCAGAAGCUUUUUUCGACGGCGAAAAGAUGAGGAUGAACAUAAAGAGAAGGUUGAGAAAGAGAAGGCUGAGAAAGAGAAGGAGAAGGGCAAACUGGUUGGGCUUGAUGGAACAGUGAUUCACAUUCUUCCACCACCGCCAAUCCAACAGAAUCACUGGUUCACUGAGGCAAAACCAGAGGAUCCCAGCCAAAAGCCGACCAUCAUAUUCACCUACAAACCAGACAGUGGCAGCACCCCUGGUGAUGGAGAAGGAGAACUACGAGUAGAGGAGUGCAAAGAAACUCCGCAACUGACAUCAGAUAAAGCCCAAACCCCUGUAGUUGAUGUCAUCAGAAAAGACCUCAGCCAGGUACCAGUCAGUGCCAGCAAUGUCAAGGAUCGGGAGCUACUCGGCUCCACCUGUAAAAAUGCCAAAGUGAAUCUGGGCCUGGUGCUUGGGGAGGACGAAGAGGGCCAUGCCAACCCUGCUGCCAAACUAGCUUCAGCCAGCGAGGGCAGCGCCAGCCUCGGCGAGCCAGAGGAGGAUGGGAGUCACUCCCAUCAUUCCCACUCUCCCGCCUCCAGCCAAUGCAGUGCCACGUACGGGAACCUGGGUCAAUCCAGAGCCAACAUGAUCCCACUGAAACAACCACGGAACACCAAAGCAUCCAAUGACACCUUGGCCUCCAUUGACCUCGAUGCCCUGACUGACCAGACACCCCUGAAGGCAACUCCACCACCGCUACCUAAGAAGUCCGUACCUCGCCCUGUUACUGAACCCAGUCCGGGAGGCAAUCAGGCAGUCCAGGGAGCCGUGAGACCUAGGGCUGAGGCUAAACCUGGGGGCACCAACCUCAGCGUGGCCAACCCCUUGUACGACUUGGACUCCACCUGGGAGACGGCUAGUCAGAGCUCCUCUCUCAGCUCCGAGCCCCACAGAGCCCAAAACCAUGAAAGUGGUGACUCCCUAGAGAGACCAUCAACGGCCACAGCCACCACCAAGAGCCACCCAACUAACAGCAUGUCCUCCCUGGCCCCUCAGGCUGCGUUCAGUCCACCCAGUGCAACCACCGGCAGAGAGCGGAGGCCCUACCCAAGUACUGAGUCUUUGGCCGGAAGGGGUCGGACCACAGGUCGAGUAACUGCAGGUGGGGGAGGUGGAGGCACAAAACCCCAGAGGCCUUCUCUUUACAGGGGUCUGGACAGCUGGGACGAGGUGGUGGGGAGGAUAAGGGGUCUCCACACAGACACGCUGCGGAAGCUGGCAGCAAAGUGUGAGGACCGCUUCAUGGCCGGCCAGAAGGAUCACUUGAGAUUUGGCACUGACAGCUGGUCCCUCUUCAGACUCACUACUGGGAAACCCUGUUGCGAGGCAGGCGAUGCGGUUUACUACACUGCUUCCUAUGCAAAGGACCCACUGGUCAGCUAUGCCAUCAAGAUAUGUCGGAGCAAAGUGAAGGAGACCCAGCAGCAGUUUUUCCACAGCCUUGCAGUGAGACAGAGCCUCCCCAUGCACUUCAACAUCCAGCAGGACUGUGGACACUUCCUGGCUGAUGUGCCAACCCGCCUGCUGCCCUGGGAAGAGGAAGACGACGAUGAGGAGGACGAAGAAGAUGUAAAUGAGCUGAAGGAGAAAGAGAAAGAAACUAAAACUGAAUCCAAGACGAAAGCUCCAAAUGGUAAACUAGAUGAAACGCCAGCAGCAUCUCACAUAAACGCUGGCAAUUUCCUGAGGAGCCGAGUAGUGGUCAUCACACGUGAGGUCCCCUUCCAGACGGUGGCAGAUUUUGUCCGAGAAGGCAUAGUCCGCCACACUCAAAACCCUGAGCUGUACGAGCGCCAGGUCUGCCUCCUUCUUCUCCAGCUGUGCUCUGGCCUGGAGCACAUGAAACCUUAUCACGUGACCCACUGCGACCUGCGACUGGAAAACCUGCUGCUGGUCAACUGCCAACCUGGCAACCCCUGGAAUCUGGACUUACUUGAGCCCAACAACAACAGCAACAGCUCCGGUGCGACCCCCGCUGGCGCUGCCGCCGCCAACGCCACAUGCCCCGCCCGCCUCAUCAUCAGUAACUUCUCCCAAGCAAAGCAGAAGAACACUCUCAUAGCGACGGACCCCGGUACGCUGCGGGACCAGUCACGACUGGCACCCGAGAUCGUCACAGCUACUCAGUACCGCAAAUGUGACGAGUUUCAGACGGGGAUUCUCAUAUAUGAGAUGUUGCACCAGCCCAAUCCCUUUGAGGAGGCGCCAGAGCUGAAGGAGAGGGAGUACACUUGGGCCGACCUGCCGCCACUGCCUGUCAGAUCACUCUAUUCACACGGUCUCCAGCAGCUGGCCAGGCUACUGCUCACUGUCAACCCCUCUGAGAGGAUCCGGAUGUCUGAGGCACGGGCCUGCCUGCAGUGCCUCCUCUGGGGGCCGAGGGAGGACUUAUUCCAGGCCCUGGGCUGCAGUAGCGCCGGCCCCGUGUCCGGGGCCUCUUCGAGCCAACGUGACGGCAUCCUCCAGAACUGGCUGGACCUGAAGCGGACACUGAUGAUGAUCAAGUUUGCCGAGCGUUCGCUGGACACAGCUUGUGGCGUGAGCCUGGAGGACUGGCUCUGCUGCCAGUAUUUGGCUUUCGCGAGCACGGACACGCUGAGCCGAGUGGUGCACAUCCUGCAGCAGCCGCAGCCUCAUCCUCCGUCGCAGAACCAGCAGGUGCACACAGCACAGAACCAAACUCAAACACAUCUCGCACACGCCUUCCACCUGACUCACUCGCAGCCACUCUGAGUUCCUCUUUCUGACUGUUACCCUGGCAACUGAUCCAACUUUUUCCCAUGUGGUCCCUCUCAGCUAAUAUCCAGCCCUGUUGUUGCAGCAGCCACCUCACUUUAUAUUAAUCGCCUGGUUGUGUAAUCCACACAGUGAGAGGCGUUGUUACCAUCAAACAUCUUUAGGAUUAGGAAUAUUCACAAGUCCUGCUCAUGAAGUGGCUGCAUGACGCUGUUCUCAAAAAGCAAGCUGAUGACAGGCAGAUGUACAGUUAUUCUGUUUCUCAGCUUUUCACUCCCAUGUGUGUUUUGACACUAAACGAAGAAUAGAUUGAAGAUUGAUUUACCAAAUAAGUGGAUUUUAAAACUUUUCCUCUCUAAGUUCUUAAAGAACUGUGAGGUGUGCACCACUUUUAGAUUUUUGGAUGGGAAGUUUGAGACAGUGUCCGACAUUUUUAUCCCAAUUAAUGAAGACUUUUUUCGGAAAAGCGUUGACAUUUAAGCAACGAUGAAGAUUUUAAAAUAUUUCAGAGUAAAGAGAAAUGAAGAGAGGUCAUGUGAAAUAAAGGCAAUGAGGGAGGAAAGAAAAUGUCAUAGCUGAUAAUGGAUUAGUUCUCUUCAACAUGAAAUCUAAUCAGAGUGAGAUAUUUUGUUUUGAGUUUAGACUGAUGCGAUAGUGAAAUAUGUUUUUACAUUAAAGCCAAAGAUCCACCACCAUAGAAGUUCAUUUCAGUUCAUUACAAAAUACAGUAAAACAUGAUUUUAAAUAGAUUCCCUGUUAGUGUGUCCCAGUGUUUGCACAGCUGAGACACAAAUACUCGUAAUCUGGAGUUUGAUUUAAUCUGCGUUUAAUUCUGUAUCUAUAAAUUUUGCCGUGUUACACACAGAACUUUCUAAAUGUUGACUGAGGUAGACGAACACUGAGCUAACUUUGGCUUCGCAGUUGUCAGAGCUAAUAAGAUUUAGAUGCUUUGAAGUUAAACUGGGACACACUGCCCCCCGGCUGUUGGCUUGGUGUUUGCAUUAGAGAUUGUGCAAUUAUCUAUGUUCUGUUGUUUUCUUUGGAGGUGGUAACAUUAUACCGCCUUUUACUAAUCCUCUCUUUUAUUUGUUUGUUUUUCGUGGCACAUAAACUGAUGCAUUUCAGUUCAAUCCUGUGACUUUUGUCACAAAGUGAAUUUCAGCGUAGAGUUCUUUACUCUGGUGGACAGGAUAGAGAGAGAGAGAGAGAGAGAGUGGUGUUUUUGGGGACUGCAAAAAAAAACUUCUUCUUUGUCUGUUGUUGUUUUUUGUCAAGUUGUUUUGGAAAUGGUUCUGCGUUACAGACGACAUUUGCACAUUCAGUCUGAGCGAUGGGGCUCUUCUAUAGUAGACUGAAGACAUGAUGAAAAAUGAUGAUGGUGCCGAUGCAAGAGAGACUGAGAAAAGUUCCUGUGAAUAUGAGGAGCUGGAUAUGACUUUGUUUUGCAGUGUGUGGAAUGUAAAAAAGACAUUUUGCCUGGACUGAAACGGACACUUGGACCUGGUCUCAUCCACUUCUGGAAAAAAAAAAUACUCAAGCUUCCAACGGAACCACUUUUGUCUCACAUAUACAGAGUUUUUGUGCGAUAAUCAGCCGCAGCCUUGAAGAGAAACUACUCAAUCACUGACACUUCCAUUCCUCCUGCCUCACUCCCCAUCCUCUCUCCGUUCUCCUCGCCUUUCACCUGACUGACUCGACGAGGUGCGAACUAUUGAUCAAUCACUUGCAAUCUGGAAUCAGUGAAGGCAACACGAGCUUCAGCUUCUCCGUUUAAAAAGAAAAAAAGGAUUCGUUUGUGCACAUGGGUUUAUUUGUGGUUUACGAUCAACAACACAUAGAAAAACGUCUUUUCGGUCAAAGUUGUACCCGCGUAGACUUUUCCUCUCACAUGCUUCCAAGUGGACGAUGUUUUCAAACUGACACUGCAUCGACAAGUUUACAUAAUCUGCUUUUAGUUACGUUUGUGUUUUUUUGUUUUUAUCUUUUCUUCAUAUCCAUAAACUGAAACAGCUUGUCUUUUUAAUUUGGAGUUGGUGAAAUGUACUUUUGGGAUCAGGAUCCUGUGUUUGUUUCUCUGCAGAUGUGCAAGACUUUUAACGGUCCACGGAGUGAAAAUGAGACGGAGCUGGUGUGAGUUUUUGCGAUUGUUGCGUUCAAGGGUUUGCGUGCUAAAGGAAUGUGUGUGGACGGCACUGGUGGCUGUCUUUGUAUUUACAGGUUAAAGUCUUUAUAUAUAUGUAGUAUAAAUAUAUAAACAAGCUUUAUCUAUUUUAAUCCACCCACUAUUUUGUCAAGUACAGAGCACCUGUAUUUUUGUCUUCGGAGUCUAAAUACCAUUGAUUCAUUUUUAAAGUUUCUUCAGCGUGGCUUGUUUUCAGGUGAGUAGUUAUCACUGUCCUAAACAGAGGAUGAUUAUUAAAAAUAAAAAAAGAACUCACUCUGCAGUUGAGUUAAUAUGCAGAAUAAUGUACAGUAUUUUUUUUCUCCCCUUUUAAGAAGAAUCGACCUGCUUAGGAGAUGAACCACUUUGAAUAGAGGCUGAAGGAUGAUUUUUUUUCUGAACACACCAUUAAGACCCAGCGUUCAAAAUGUUGCUUUUGUGUUUUCUCUCUUUGCUCUGGUUUUGAAACAGCAGCUCUCCCACGGCUUUCUAUUAAAAUGUGUACAAAAUGUC